AUGGAAGAGCCAUUUCUUACGAGAGACGAGCAGUUAGCCCCCGGUAAAGCUACAUGGCAAAGAGGCCAGCUCACCCACGAGCUGAAGAAAUUGAGCCUCUUAGCCGCUCCUAUGGCCACCGUGACCAUUGCUCAGUUCCUAUUGUCUGUCAUCUCAGUUAUGAUCGCUGGCCACGUAAGCGAGCUCCAGCUGUCAGGCGUCGCUCUUGCCAACUCCUUGACAAGCGUCACUGGUUUCAGCAUUAUGUCUGGGUUAGCUGGUGCACUAGAAACUCUAUGUGGCCAAGCUAAUGGAGCCAAACAAUACGAAAAAAUCGGAACCUACACAUACUCUGCAAUCGCCUCCAACAUCCCAAUUUGUUUCCUCAUAUCAAUUCUUUGGAUUUACAUCGAGAACCUCUUGAUAUCUCUCGGACAAGACCCUGACAUCUCCAGAGUCGCAGGCUCCUACGCCUUUUGGCUCAUACCGGCUUUGUUUGGCCAAGCGGCUGUCAUACCAUUGACUCGGUUUCUGCUAGCACAGGGGUUGGUUCUUCCUUUGCUCUACACUGCUGUGACCAUCCUUUCGUUCCACAUUCCGGUUUGUUGGACUUUGGUUUAUUUGUUUGGUCUUGGAAGCAAUGGAGCUGCUUUGGCUAUUAGUAUGUCUUUCUGUCUUUACGCUGUGAUACUCUCAUGCUAUGUGAGAUUCUCCAGCUCUUGCGAGAAGACUCGAGGCUUUGUAUCCGAUGAUUUUUGGUCCAGUGUCAAACAAAUCUUCCGUUAUGGAAUCCCAUCAGCAGCAAUGACAUGCCUAGAAUGGUGGCUAUAUGAGUUAGUCAUACUCACCUCGGGACUUCUCCCGAACCCGAAACUCGAGACCUCUGUUCUUUCAGUUAUUUUUACAAUAGUAAAUUUUCACUACGUGAUUCCAGCUGGAGUCGGGGCGGCUGUGAGCACACGUGUGUCAAACAAUUUGGGAGCUGGGAAUCCACAAGUUGCUAGGGUAUCAGUAUUUUCAGGGCUUUUUCUCUGGUUUUUAGAGUCAGCUUUCUUUAGCAUACUUCUCUUCACCACCAGGCACAUUAUAGGCUACGCAUUCAGCAACAGCAAAGAAGUUGUUGACUAUGUCGCCGACUUAUAUCCUUUGCUCUGUCUCUCUUUCAUCCUCGACGGGUUUAAUGUAGUUCUUAACGGUGUCGCUAGGGGAAGUGGGUUGCAACGUAUUGGAGCUUGGAACAACAUGGUGUCUUAUUAUCUAGUAGGAGCUCCGGUUGGAGUUUACUUAGCUUUCAGUCGUGGGUUUAACGGAAAAGGACUUUGGUGUGGUGUUGUGGUUGGAUCCACAGUGCAAGCCACUGUACUUGCUAUCGUCACAGCAUCCAUUAAUUGGAAGGAACAGGCUGACAAGGCAAGGAAGAGAAUAGUCUCAACUGAAAAUGGAUUGGCAUAA
Molecule: messenger RNA, 1431 nt
Organism: Microthlaspi erraticum
Lineage: Eukaryota; Viridiplantae; Streptophyta; Magnoliopsida; Brassicales; Brassicaceae
Source: the annotation of a GenBank genome assembly